This is a messenger RNA of Amoebophrya sp. A25, 5973 nucleotides long. Lineage: Eukaryota; Dinophyceae; Syndiniales; Amoebophryaceae. The record is from the annotation of a GenBank genome assembly.
AAGCGGGGAAAGCACGAAAGCGGAAGCCUUUUUUGCCGACCGCGGUGUAGCGCAAUGACAGUGUGACGGUAAAAAAUGAACGACGCAGGCUUGUCCGUGCGCGGCGGCCGGCCGCGUUGGAAGUACCGCCGAUUGUGAGUGGUCGUAGAUAACGUCAGUCGGGGAGUUGGAACAGCUUUUCGAAGUGGUGGUUCUCGGGAAGCCUAGGAAGAGGUGGCUUCGCUGAGCCAUUAAGAACGGAAGAAGAAACGCUGACUCAAAAAGAUGGAGGCUUCAACGAUAGGCGCCGGGCACAAGCCCGACCCGCUCGACAUGAGCUUCACGCAGGGUGGCAGUACGUUUGGCAACACCUUCGGCGGCGGUCAGACCAUGGGAAGCACUACGAUGGGCAACACGGGGAAGGUGGCGCCAGAAUCACCACUUGGUGAGUCGGCUGGCGCUGCUUUGGCCGCAACGACAGGGGCGAAGCUGAUCGCAAGUGCGAGAGAAAAUAUGGAGGAAAUGCGACUACACGGAAAAUAUGGAGUGAAACUAUGGCAAUUUCAAGAGUUUCUCAUGCAAGAAAAGGGACUCCGCGUUGCGUGCAGCACUCUGCCCUUCACGAUUGUGCUCUGGUUCGUCUUCUUCUGGCUCAGCAGUGUACUACUUGCUUUUCUUUUCAGAAGAUCUUAACAAACAAACAAACAAACAAAAGAAGUAAUCUGUAACCAACCCGCUCAAUAAGAAUACUUUUUUUCUAAGCACUCGACCCUCUCAAAAUCCAAACAACAGACACACACGGACGUCUCGGCAAGUUACCAAACACGUCUCGCAAUAGGCAGCGAAUUUGCAACGGCGAACGUUACACGGAAUGUAGUGGGACAAUAUGGGUCGGACCCCGGCAUAAAUUUUCGAGCUUUCAAUCUUGAGACGCUGAAUGAUCGACAGGAAUUGAAUCUGUGGAUGAAGUACGUGCUCGCACCAACGAUUAGCCAGGACACAACCGGUGGCGUAGUGAGUUUAUGUUCGACAUCGAAUUAUCCUUGUCUUUGAUGAUGAAUCUCCUGUGAUGUUGACAGCAAAACAAGUGUUGGUGUACUAGAUACCGGCCCAUGUUCGAUUAGCUCUCGGGCUUUUCAGAAACUACUGCGUUGUGGGGCAACGUUCUUUCCGCAAGAAAGAAGAGGUGUCCGUUUGUAUUGACUGGGUACCUGGCUGUCUUUUGAGUCCUCUAAUUGCAAGUUACAAUAAGCUAGCGGGAGGAGUGCGUGUCGUGCAACGAAGGGCAAAAUCCGCAACCUGCGAUGCACCAAAGGAAAUCGCCGAUAAUCUUCUUAGCGGAGUGACGUGUCAUGCUACUGUCAGCAGUGAUGAUGACUAUUCCACUAGAGUGCCAAAACUUGCGCCAACGGGAAAGGAAUCCUUCGACAAAGCGUUUGUGGGCGGGAGCAUGAUGACUGCGGAACCCACUUAUAACUUCGUGGCUUGGGUAGUUUAAGUGCUAGCGAUCGCCUAAGUAAGUCGCCGUUUGAUUCGUUAUGAAGGAAAUCGUUGUGUAGUUUCUCCAAUUUUAUAGAAGACGAGCCUUCGCUUUUUGUGUCACAAAAGAAUACCAGUAGGAAGAAAUUUUAUUCUCGCUGUGGAUCGUCAUACCUCGUAUCAGGUAAUGAGCGACCGGAAUGUAUUGGACAAUAUGCGACGCGUAGAUUCCUUGAUACAUGGCAACUGGCUCGACGAAGACAGCCUCGACGUGAUGAUACAAGGCGUUUUCUACAAUGGAAACACAGAAAUGUCCAUAGUCCUUUUUGUGUUGUCUCAUUUUGUUAGUGAUUUCUAAGAUGUAAUAAUUGAGGAAUCUUCAAUGUACUUGCUUGACAGCACUCGUGUUUUUGUUUUUUGUUGCUAAGAACUAGCGAAAAUGGCUGAUCAAAUCAAACCUAACACAGGUACGCUUUCAUGUCGGUUGAAGUUGAAUUCACGAAAGCCGGGACGUUGAGGAUAACCAACGAUGUGCGGACGGUGAAGUCGGACCUCUACCCGACGUCAAUGGAAGUCUUGCCUGAUGUAGUCUUUUUCACGCUCUUCCUGAUUCUUCUCAUGCAAGAAAUCCAGCAGAUUCAGGAAGAUUACCGCGAGGGCUUCAUAUGGUACUCGUUGUUUAAUAUGGCUUUUAGAUUCCAUAGCCUAGCUUGGCUUUUAGAUUCCCUUCGAUAGCUGUCAUAGUAUUGCUGGAAGAUGUUCAUUUCAUGUCCAUGUCGUUUUUAUCACUACGACCCAAUUUUAAACAACCAAUGAAGAAUGUCCACUCACGUUUAAAAGCAAUGAUGUUCUUUUUGUCUAAGGUCUACCAGCUUAUCAACAUAACUUUUCGGUCUCCAACAUCUAAAUUCAGGAACUACUUGCUUGACAAGUGGAAUUUUCUUGACUGGUUGGUCAUAGUUACGUCAGCGUCGAUCCUUCUCAGUUACUGGUUUUCGUACAUUUGGUUGCUCAACCUGGAGAAGAUGAUAAAGGCGCUUGGUGAAGCACCAGAGGAGAUUCCAAGUGAGUUGAUCUUAUGAAACGAAGUGUGCGUCGUAGGACAACGUUGCGAGGAGGUUAUUGGGCAUGAGGUGGAGAUAACUGAUUCACGAGGAAUGGUAAAUCAAUCGAUUAGACUUUUCUGUAGGAUACUAGCAUCAGGCAAGUUAGUACGCUAAGCAGUAGUUGCAAGCUCUAAACACGAAGCCGAACGUGUACAACAUCGUGCUGUGGGCGAAUCUUUCGUAUCAGGAGAAAGUGCGAGAUAUCAUAGACUGGCUCGAGGACUUGGUUGCGUUCAAGGUUUGGGCCGAUCUCCUUCUCUUCUGGUUCAAUAUUCUGAAUAUGCUUCGGUUUUUCAAGGGAUUUCGGGGACAGCCACGAAUAUCGGUCUUGUUGGAGACCUUCAACAAUGCAAGCAUAGUACUAUUUUUAAAUUUUCGAUUUCAUCUAGGGACUUUAUAGAUCUUGUUUCUCUUCUUGCGAUGUUCUCUUUCACUAACUACUAGAACUUUCAGACAGUUGUUCAUCAAUCAUCCGAUCAUCCAAAUAUUCAAUCAGGACUUCAUGCAUUACCUGAUGAUCUUUGCGGUCGUCUUCUUCAAUUAUGCGACAGCGGGACUCGCGAUGUAUGGCGUCUACAUCGAGGAGUUUUCUACCUUCAGUCGAGCAAUCGAAGGUAUUUCUACUGGACGUUAAUGUCGGAAACUAUGAUGACCUUAGUAAAGCUGCUUGUUAUAGCACUGGCGACUCUCAUCUCUUCCUUCAGAAAGUAGUUGGCUUCUGCGCUUCUACAACACAGACAUAUCGUUCGCACCCCAUUCUACAGCCUUGUUUGGGAUGCUCUUCGGCGAGAUGCGGUUCAACAGCAUGUACGAGAUAUCACCCUCGAUAUCAGUGGUUUUCUUUUGGAGUUUCAUGAUAGCACUGCCGUUUCUGCUGAUCAACAUGUUGUUGGCGCUCGUAAUAGAAAACUUCCUCUUCGUCAAGAAAGUAUGCGGUGACGGAGGCAAAGGCAUCUUCGAUCAGGUGAGGAUAUUUUUUACAUCUUUUACGCUUCACACAAGCGUCGACAUGGAAGCUCACGGACAUGGUUUAGCAGCGUGCACCUUCCUCUUCCUACACUUGAUGAUGAAGUUUCUGUCGUUGUCUCUCUUAGAUAGUGGGUGUGAUUUCCUUAUUUCAGAUAUCCGAUUACAUUGAUAACUUGCGCUGGGCUUACAGUUAUGAAGGCGCAAAGAAAAGUGCACCAAUUGACACGUUGCUCAUGAAGUGUGUCUUGGCGCAGGACCCUGAGGAUACGAAGAAUGCUGUUGCCGCACGCGAGCGUGGUCUCUGGGGCUUUAAAAUAGACCGAUUUCGGAAUCUUAACAAGUCUCUUCUAGCAGAGCGCGAAGUCACGGUGGACUACUCUAUGGCAGGCUUCUUUUGUGCUUAUUAUCUUGCUAUGGUCAUGGAAGGACCACAUAAACUGGGUAGUGUCUGGUGCAAGUCAUUUUAUUCCGUGCUGUAGUUCUUCGAGCUACUAUGUGCAGAAUUUCAUUUUUAGAUUUUCACGUUCACAGGCACUUCUUACAAGUUUUUCUUUUUUACUGUGACACAACACAGCACCUGUUUUUUGUAGAUAGCCCAAUUGUCUCUUUCAUAGUUGUGGUCGCGAACGGUUGUGACGAGCUGAAUGCGCAUAGGCUUUUGAAGCGGUGUCGAGAGCAGCUCUUGAGUGAGCGACAUGUCUUCUCAGAAUUUGAAUAUCUGGUCAAGACCCUAGAAAAUGAGUUCACCCGAGUACAGUUACGCAUGAACCGAUUACGCGGUAAUUUCGUUCAAAUGGAAGGGGAUGCCAUGAACCUGCUAGAAGUGAGCUACGAAAAGCUGGCUCGUGUUUCAGCAUGGCUCAGAUCAAUACGGUAUUUGAUUACCUAUUUCAUUCGUGCAAAUAUUCGUGAAGAUUCAAUAGGAAAUGGUAAGACUCAGGUGCAAAUAUGUGCUGACGCAGCUCGAGGAAGACGCGACAUCAAAUAUGUAGUUGAAUAAAGUAACUGUUUAAGAGGAUUUCUAUUUUUUACUGAACAUUAACGUUUUACAACAGGGUGCAGCAAGACUUGCCAGAGGGUUGGACAGAAAAGUUUGACGAGAAGAACGAUAAGAUCUACUAUCAACACGAAGUGACUGGCCGUGUAGUGUGGGCGUUGCCGAAAGACGCGCUCAAGCAACGAAAAGAGAAGCGAACACUGCGAAGCGUCGUGCACAAGGUCACGGCUGGGCAGUUACUUAAGAAGGGAGAUCUUCUUAGGGCGACGCUGGCUUUGAAAGACGCUGGCAAAGAGGAAGCUCAGGCUGCAGAACGUGAAGAAGAGGCUAUGAUUCGUGGCGAGAUAUCACCGGUAACCGGACACUCGAAGGGCGGGGAGUCGCCGGGUGGCGGUGGUCAUGCGGAAAAUAGUGCGAAUCCAGGCUCACCACCUUCAGGAGGCGCAAGUCCUAGUGGUCCUGCGGAGCCCCCUGCAGGGGGGAACUCACCGACAGCAGGGGGCGGAUCACAAUCGCAGGGAGAGGCAAAUAGCCCCGGCAGCGAUAGGGCAGGAGGAGGACAGGAGUCCGCCGACGCGUCGAAAGGAGGUGAGACAUUUGUAGCUGUGUUCUCAAUGACUUAUAUGUUUUUGCUUCAAGUUGCAUGAGUGAAGAACUGUGUAGAAGUAUGCUCAUUUGAUCAUUGUUACGAGGAACGUCAAGAUUUUUGUCCUCGUGAUAUAUUGAGAAAUGCUCUUUUGAAAACGCAAGUCAUCUGCUGCCGGUCAACUAAAAAACCACAGAGCCUCCGCCACCGGAAGAGUAGGUGAGUUGCGUUAGGACACCUCACUGUAAUUUUGGCAGUCAUCUAGGAUUCACCCUGGUACACUACGUUUGGACGCUUGGACAACUUACAAUCUGAAUAGCAAAGUCAUCGUCAACUACGAGAACAGUCAACUAUUUGCACCGGUAUACAUCAUCAUCUUGGGAGAUUGCCCAGAGUCGAUUUUUGGACGUUUGCGAUAUAUUUAGGAUCGAUUUAUUACUGCGCCCGCGCUGUGGCACGCACUGUAUUUGAUUUAGGUUUACGUAUGCACGCUCAGAAAGAGAUGCUCAGCAGGAAAAUGUAUUGGUUUCGAUUUUUCACGUUUCAUAUCGUUGCUUGAUAGGGAAAUUUACGGAUUGAUUGGUGCACGUGCAAUCAUUCCCACACUUUCGCACGCACACCAAACACCCUGGACACUACUACAAAUUCCAAUUUGUACCCUGCGAACUGGAGGAGCUGCCAGUAGACCAUGCAACUACUCGUUUUUUUGUAAUGCAGUCGAAGGUGGAGAAUCUAAACAAAUCUAAUGAUAAGAAGACAUGAAAGAUUGUGGUGGUGCCUUCCGAAGUCCUCCCCGACCUGCUCUCACCUGAUUUGUGACUUGUAAUUGUAAAGGAAGAUGAACGGAUUAUUCGAAG